Messenger RNA from Macrobrachium nipponense, 923 nucleotides. RefSeq lists its product as uncharacterized. The transcript is spliced from 3 exons. Bases 11 to 388 code for a protein of 125 amino acids. NCBI's taxonomy places the organism in Eukaryota, Metazoa, Arthropoda, Malacostraca, Decapoda, Palaemonidae. The record is from RefSeq and is a predicted model, not a curated record.
UUACAUUAAAAUGCUGUUUUACAGAAUUACAGGGGACUUUUCAAACUUGUUGAAGAACAUGCCUAAAUAUGAUCCUCCAGUAGUACCAGGACAACCCGGUAUCAGUUCACCUGAGAGUAUGGAGACUCAGCCACGCAUUCAGCAGAGAUACCAUUCGACAUCAAUUGUCAGAAUUAGAAGGCCUGAUGGGUCAAUAGAAGAGACACGAAAGUAUACGGACAGCACUGGUCGUGAAGAAGUAACUGUAACACAAACACAGCCACAAGAUGGUACACCUGGUGGAUCACUUUUACAUCCAGGAGACCAAAGAUUUUUCGAUGGGCAGAAUACCCCUGAUGUCCCCAUUCACCGCUUGCCAUCAAUAUUUUCGUGGAUUUUUACCCGAUAGCUUGAGGGCUGAAUUACUGAGAAGAAAUUACCAAUAACCUCUUCCUCAACACUGUUCAUAGUAUCCAUGAGAAUAAGUUUUGAGAACUUAAAGAUGUCAUACCCAUUUUGAAAGGGAUGUGGAGUUCUUUGGUACACUGCUAUGUUUAUUGUCGUCAUUUAUCAGGACAUUAUAUUUCAUUGAGACUACAAGUGUAGGCAGGAUUGCCAAGUUUUCACAUGCCAGUCCUUUCAUGUCUCAAUGAGGUUGGCUACUUCCAACAUUCAAUUCAUUUUCAAGUCCAGUAUUAUAGGAUGUAUUUGCUACAUCCCUGAUGUGAAUUUAUGUUGCAUUUAUGUGUUUCCCAGUUAAAUGUUUAUAUAUCUGAUGCAUUUGUAAAUAGACCAAGAGGGAGUUAUGUCCCAACUUUAUUAUUGUAAUAAUUGUAGCAAUGUAAAUAUGUAACUUUACCCUCAGCCAAAUAUGAAGCUUUAUUUUCUGCUGUUAUUCAUAGACAUGCGACAUUGAUAGAAAAUUAAAUAGUACUUGAAGAUAA